AAAUUAUUAUAAGUCGAUCCUCAAAUAAACCUAAAGAGCCAGUAUCUAUAUCUGAUAUAAGCAUUUCCCCGAAUUCUAAUUAUCUUGUUGCAUGGGGUUCACCGGAUGAUACUAUUUUCUGGAAUACUAUGGAAAAUAGAAAGCCAAUUACUGAUAUGAAUUCCUUUACUGUGGAUUUGAGUAAAGAGACAUUACACGUGAACAUAGGAAUGUUGAUAAGCACUAUUAACCCGGUGAAAGAAUAUAAGAAAGUUAAAUUUGCAAACAUUUCUGAAAAUCGUAUUGUCUUUAUCGGAAUGAGAUUAAAAUAUGCUAAAUUUCUUUCAAAUGGAGAUUUAGUCGUUAUUGUCAAAAAUGGAAUCUAUAAGUAUUCUAUGUCAAGAUCAAAUAUGUUGACAUUUCUUUUCCCCUCAUAUUUCAAAGUGGAUUAUGACUGUGGUGAAAUCUUCGGUGGUAUCAACAAUGAAUAUGUAUUAUAUGGGAUAUAUAAUGGGGCACAUAAUCAUAUUUAUCAAUGGAAUAUAAUGACAUGUAGUCUAAAAAUGCAAUACACAGUUAAGCAACCGUGGUCUGGAAUUUUAGAAAAAGUGGCGUUUAGUAAUACAAAGAAAUUGAUGGCCGUUAUUGAUGAAAGCAAAUUGGUGAUUUUUUUAACUGAAAAUGGAUUACCAUUCAUAACCAGAAAUCUUGAAGGGCUGUUCAAUGGUCUCGAAUUUAUUGUCAGUGAUCAUGAUGAAUAUUUAUUAAUAUAUUUUAGACCUGAAAAAUCUUACAACAAUCAAAAAAUUCAAAAAAUUGAUUAUAGUACAAUGAGGUUUAAAUUACUGAAACUUUCAUGUCCAGAAAAGCCUAUUGAUAUUACUAAUUAUUUAUAUAAUUCUUUAUUGGAAAUUUUGCCAAUGAAAUUGUCUGGUCCUAAUGAGGAAGUCACGAAUUUAGAGACUAAAGAUUUUGAAUUGUUGGAAAUUACAUCCGGGCACAUGGUCAUAUGUCACAAGCGUAAAUUAAUAAGCAUCAGGUUAAUUGAUAUUCUGCAAAAUGUUGAAGACGUAAAUGAAAAUAAAUGCGAUGAAAUUUUAAUUGAUGGAUGGGAUGCUUAUUUGGAAGCAGUUCAAAACCAAUUUUUUAAAACUUAUUUAUAUCAUAGUUUUUUAGACACUUCAGAGUACUGGAAAAAUGAAAUUUCUUUAGAGAAGUAUGAGAUGGGAAUUAAGGACAUAAUUAUUAAUAAAAUCUAUGGAAAUUCUACAAAAGAAAUUAAAUUCAGAAUUGAUUUUAAGAACAAAAUUAUUAAUAAAUCCCAUGGAAGUUUCACAAAAAAAAUUAGAUUCGUAAGUUGCAGUAUUCUUCAGAAUGACAAAUUAAUUUUUUUAACCGAACUCCAAAAAUUUAUUUUCAUUGAAUCAUCAACCUAUUAUCGAUUUGUGAGAAAUCCAAAUCUGAGACAUGUUGAACGUUGUAAAGAAUGGUUUCUAUGGGUAGGCGGAUGGAAGCGAACCAUUCAUGAGAAAAAUAACCAUGUAGCUUUUUGUAAAUUAGUAAAAGAAAUAAUUUAUGAUAAAUUUCUGCUAGCAGAAUAUGGUGGAGAAUUAUUAAGGCAUGCAAUUUAUUUAGGAUAUGAUAAAAUAGGUGGAAAAGAUGAUCCUAAUGAUCCAUGGAACCUUUCAAACACAUAUAAUCAAAUAUAUGAAAAUGGGACACAUUCAUCUGAUGCAAUUUUGGUUCAGACACCAAAUAGUAAUACGAACAUGUAUUCUAAUUUUGGAACUGCUCUUAUUGCAACAUAUAUGGUUUUAGCAGGAAAUAUUGGUUCAUUCACUAGCUGGAAUAUUAGCGAUAACCCAGUUUUAGCUAUACUGCUAGUCACUUUGUCAUUUUUUAUUGUAAUAUAUUUAAUGAACCUGUUUAUUGGGUUAUUAAAUGCGAUUAAUCCAAACAGUGCUCAUGAAUCUUUUCUAGCAGAAAAAGCAGCUAUUAUAGCCGAAAUCGAGUUAUUUUACUUACUUCCUCAACAGAGAAGAUGGAGAAAAUGGUUUCCAGAUACAAU
Molecule: messenger RNA, 2047 nt
Organism: Racocetra persica
Lineage: Eukaryota; Fungi; Glomeromycota; Glomeromycetes; Diversisporales; Gigasporaceae
Source: the annotation of a GenBank genome assembly